CUUAAAACUAAGAAAGCGGUUAAAAAAAAAAAAAAAGUUCUUCUUAAAAAAAAAUGUACGUACAAAACGCGAGGAAAGCAAACCCUAAUUCCCAAAUCAAUCGAAGAAGAUGAUGCGCGGAUCCAUCCUUGCCGGGAGAUUGGGGUAUCUCCGAUCUCGCAGCUGCUCUCUCUCUCACACACACGAUUGUUUUGCACCUGUGUCUAGAUGCGACUACCAAGGAGCAAGCUGCGGGUUCAAACAUGCGGACAGUUGUCGUCAGAGGGAUAAUUGCAUGCUCUGGAUACAAUCUUGGGUCCUACUUGUACUCACCAGCCGAUCCAGAAACUCAACCACGAAGACCUCGAAGCGACCCUCCCAAAAAAGUUACAGAGCAUUACGCUCACCUGGUUCAGUCAGCUCGGGAGGCAAAACGAUUACAUGAAGAAAACGUUGAUGAGAUUAGCAAGGCUUUGUCAAGUCUGGUGGAAUCCCAUGCUAGUCUAGAGGAGCAACUGUUGAGAACCAAGUCCAAGGUCUCAAAGUAGACCUAAUCUAUUAAGUGUGUGUGUGUUUGUGUUUGUGUUAUGUUUUGUUGAACUACCCCCUUUUGUAAACUUAUGUCUGUCUGAUUUGGAGGUUUACUCUGUUUCCUAUCUUAAUUCCUUCCCCAUAUUUGAAUCCUCCGA
This is a messenger RNA of Raphanus sativus (radish), 668 nucleotides long. RefSeq lists its product as uncharacterized. The record is from RefSeq and is a predicted model, not a curated record. Lineage: Eukaryota; Viridiplantae; Streptophyta; Magnoliopsida; Brassicales; Brassicaceae. The coding region runs from base 243 to 527 and encodes 94 amino acids. The transcript is spliced from 3 exons.